AUGGCUCCUAAUGCAAAAUAUCGACGACACGAGCGGCUGGUCCAGCACCUACUCUAUAACACCUGCGAGGAGGAUGGCGUCACUCCGGCAGUCGGACGGCGGCCAAUUUUACCGGAACUGACGGACGACCCUCCGAGAGCGACUUCUGGAUCAGUGAGAGCAGCGAUUCCGCGAGAUGUCCCGGUUGCGGACGAGACGGAAGAUAAGGAUAGUGCCGACGCUGAAGUCAAUAAGUGGCUUGAUUCACAGAUCAAGUCGGUCAGCCGGUGGCGGCGGCUGCUGUCCCUGCUCCGCCGCCAGUCGGCGCUGCUGUCGCCGACAGCUCGCUCCCAGCUGCAGCUGUCCGCUUCAGAGGAGCUGCUCGUGCAGCGCGCCCUACAAACGGAGGCCGCUGAGGAUGCCGAGGCUGAGGAAGCACGCCGCACCGCCCGCCGUCAGCUGAUGCUUCAGGUGUGGGAGCGCGAGGCUGAGCACCGCCACCACGCGCAGGGCCCUCCGAGCCGCCGGUGCUCCGAGCCCGAGACGCGUCACACGCCAGGUAACAGGCCCGAUAGUAGAUUUGUGGUCCGGGAGCGUUCGGAGAACGAGUGGACGGCCGAGUGGGACUGGGCAGAGACGGAGCGACGCUCGCGCGCUCGGACCACCCAGGUGACCCGCUCCGAGGUCAGCGUGACGUCAGAGGUCAGCGUGACCUCGCAGAGCAGCGUGACCUCGGAGAGCGGUCAGGUCACCGCGCAGGGAUCGGCGGUCGAGGAGAAAAUGGAUAUUCAGCAGCACGAGCAACAAGAGCAGGAUCAACAGCAAGGACAAGAACAGGAAAAACAGACGAAACAGCUUGAAAACCAAGAGAAGCAGCAGCAGACACCGGACGAAACGGGUCAGCAGGUGAAAGCGUUCUUCGCUGCUGAUCGCUAG
Messenger RNA from Amphibalanus amphitrite, 915 nucleotides. RefSeq lists its product as uncharacterized. Bases 1 to 915 code for a protein of 304 amino acids. The record is from RefSeq and is a predicted model, not a curated record. NCBI's taxonomy places the organism in Eukaryota, Metazoa, Arthropoda, Thecostraca, Balanomorpha, Balanidae. The transcript has 7 exons.